Molecule: messenger RNA, 1812 nt
Organism: Rana temporaria (common frog)
Lineage: Eukaryota; Metazoa; Chordata; Amphibia; Anura; Ranidae
Gene: SFRP4
Product: secreted frizzled related protein 4
Exons: 6
Coding region: 588-1616 (342 amino acids)
Biological process (GO): non-canonical Wnt signaling pathway; canonical Wnt signaling pathway
Cellular component (GO): cytoplasm
Molecular function (GO): Wnt-protein binding
Source: RefSeq, a predicted model, not a curated record
GGGGAGAGGAGAUACUCUUGAAAGUUAAACCCUCUGCUAUUAUAGGAUCUUUUUUAUUUUUCUAAGCUUUGCUUUGCUCUAAUAAGACCUGAAAAGUUGGGAGAAGUGGAAGUGAGUGGCUUCUUUUUUUUUUUUUCCACUGCAGUUUUGGAGAAAAUAACUUUGGGAGGAGGAGACUUUAAUUGGAAAUGUAACUGAAAUUUAGUGAUGUCGCCCUGGGAUUAAAGGAAUAUAGAUGAUGUAACUGUGUCUGCCAAGGAGAAAAAAAAAUGAAUUAUGCAGCCAUCUAAAAAAUAGAAGUGAUGCACGUCACUUGUGGUACUGCUAUAAAGGUAGUUGAACAAUGUCCACUCUUCUCUGCAGUGGAGUCUGGGAAGCUGGAGGAAAGAAAGUUCUCAGCCUGUAAUCUUUUACUGAGAGUUUAGCACAAGCAACUUUCUGGCAUUGCUCUUAUAUGUUCUCAUCAAGUUGCCUGUGAGUAACUCACUUCCACAAUUAACCUGGCCAGUCCUACAUCUAAGAGCGGAAAAAAAAGAAAUAUUGCCUACAGCUAGAGCUUUCAGAGCAGUUAAGGCUGUUUUGCAACCAUGCUCCUGGUUACAGCUGUGCUUUGUGCCCUGGUGAUGGAGAGGGGAGUGCACCCAGCCCCCUGUGAAACUGUCAGGAUCCCCAUGUGUAAAGACAUGCCUUGGAAUAUUACUAGAAUGCCCAACCACCUGCACCACAGCACUCAGGAAAAUGCUAUAUUGGCUAUUGAACAAUAUCAGGAGCUAGUGGAGAUCAACUGCAGCCCAGUACUUAAUUUCUUCCUGUGUGCUAUGUAUGCACCUAUCUGCACCCUGGAAUUCCUUCAUGAUCCAAUUAAACCUUGCAAGUCUGUGUGCCAAAGAGCCAAGGAUGGUUGUGAGCCUAUCAUGAAGAGGUACAACCACAGCUGGCCAGAGAACCUGGCAUGUGACGAUCUGCCAGUGUAUGACCGAGGGGUGUGCAUUGCACCUGAAGCCAUUGUUACAGACAUCCCUGAAGAUAUAAAGUGGACGGAGUUUACACAAGAUGUCAUAGUCCCAGAAAGACCAAGAAUGAAUCACUGCAAAAGUUUAAAUAUGGAUCGUUGCAAAUGCAAAACAAUUAAACUAACUCUAAAUAUGUACUUGGCAAAGAACUACAGCUAUGUAAUCCAUGCAAAAGUCAAAAGUGUCACAAGAAGCAACUGCAAUGAGGUAACUACAGUGGUGGAAGUUAAAGAAACAUUAAAGUCAUCUACAACAAUUCCAAGGUCCCAGGUUCCUCUUAUUACCAACUCUUCCUGUCAGUGUCCACAGCUAUUCCCUAAUCAGGAUGUGCUCAUCAUGUGUUACCAGUGGCGUUCAAGGAUGAUGCUUCUUGAUGGGUGUUUAGUAGAAAAAUGGAAAGACCAACUAAACAAAAGGUUCAAGAGAUGGGAACAGACUUUACAAGAGCAACAAGUGAAGACAGUGCAAGAGAAGAACAAGAAUGCAAGUCGCACAGGUCGCAGUGGGCCACCAAAGACAAGCCAUAAAACCCCCAAUCCUCCCCCUGCACUCUCCAAGAAGAAUGUUAAGAACAAGAAGGACCAGAAAGACAAGAGGGCAUAAACUAAGCCAUGUUGUCCUUGAAAGACAUUUCCAGUGCAUGAUGAGAGUCACUAGCUGGCUUCAGUGGCAAAGCAUAUUAUUCUCAAACUCAUCCUCUUGGAAACCUGACUUUAAUUUGCUGCACUUUACCUAGCUUUUUUUUUACAUGUCGACCACUACAAACCCAAAAUAUAAGGUUUGUACUGAAAAAAAAAAA